AUGAAUGUGCAUGCGAUCUGGGUAUGUACUGCUGCUGCAGACGUGUGGGGAGGGGAAAAUAGCAUUUUCAGCAAAUGGAGGAGACAUUUUUCUGAUUUUCAGCUUUUAUGGACAGAGUUGGUUACUAUUCUUAAUAAGGAGAGUAUUGAAUUGACCUCAUUCGUAAUGUAUCACCUGUGGGCCAGGAGGAAUGCUUUCAUCUUCCAAAAUCAAUUUUCGCAGCCAGUCACAGUCACAACAAGGGCUCAGUCGGAGCUCUCUUUGUUUAGAGAGUUCAAUACAGCCAACAGGAGUCGAGCUGAAGGCAGUACGACUAGCAGUUUGCUUGGAACCUGGAAGCCUCCUAAUCAGCCUUUUGUUAAAGUUAAUUUUGAUGCAGCAUUUAUUGAGGGCAAUGACAGAAUGGGGAUGGGGAUAAUUAUUAGAGACCAUGCAAGAAGUUUAAAAGCCUGUUUGCAUGCCUCAAGGGACCACAUUCACUCAGUAUUCCAAGCUGAAGGAGUUGCUCUUCAUAGAGCUAUGGUUUUAGGCCUCGAAAAGUUCGACCGAUAA
This is a messenger RNA of Juglans regia (Persian walnut), 552 nucleotides long. RefSeq lists its product as uncharacterized. The record is from RefSeq and is a predicted model, not a curated record. Lineage: Eukaryota; Viridiplantae; Streptophyta; Magnoliopsida; Fagales; Juglandaceae. The transcript has a single exon. The coding region runs from base 1 to 552 and encodes 183 amino acids.